AUGGACGGUCCAGCCCUCGUGCCCGACGAUGUGCUCGACCCUCUACCUCCGCCGCCGCCGCGGCUGUUCGAACGCCUUCGCCAGAUAGCUGGGUAUAGCUGGGAUGAAUCGAUGCCGCCCUUCCACUCAACAUAUGACUUUUGGCACGUCUUCGGCACCCGAUAUGUUUCUCCCUCGCUACCCCCCUCCACCUCAUCGCAGAACGCUUCCAGUCCCGGCUCCGUUUCCAAGCUUCAGUCCGGUCGCCCAACUCCCUCCGAUCAUGGCGGCCCGCUCUCCAGCUACAGCUUUGGCUACAGCAGCGAACCGCCCGCCUCUCCACAACCUACUGCCCACUCCAAUCCCCUCGCCUCACCUUCUACCGAUGCAACAUAUAUCGAAGAGUCCGUCGUGGCGCGCGUGUCGCACCAUGCCCUCCGAGAGGAGAGGGCCUUCCAGAUCGCCAAGAGCGUCUCCAACACGGCCGACCCCAACGGCGACCAUAUAGUAAAACCCCUUGAUUUGAUCCGGCUAAGCCCGGUGACUGGCGACCGCGGGGCUAUCGUCGUGGCCAUAUACCAGCACCCGGGCCCCAAUCAACUGCUUGAUCUCUUGGACAUGGGGCCGGCCUUUUAUCAUGCGCGCAAAGACGGCGAUGCAUACCGAGCUUACUACAGCAGACCGACCCUUCAGCCCCCCAUAAAGCUUGAACUCUUCCUCGACUUUGCGAUUGGUGCGACCCAAUGCUUGGAGAUUCUCCACCACAGCCGAGGCAUGGUCCACGGAGAGAUUCGGGGAGAUGCGUUCCACUUCAACGCCGAAGAAAACAAGGUCCGGGUCAUGUCCUUCGGAUCCGGCGUCCGGUCCUUUGAACAUGGCUUGACUAGCACCGGCUGGUCGAUGCUCUCGAAAGAGUUGGGGGGCAGGAACAAGCUGCUCUUUAUCAGCCCCGAACAAACUGGUCGCAUGCCCGCCGAACCCGAUACCCGUACCGACAUCUACUCGCUCGGUGUUGUCUUCUGGACCCUCCUCACUCAACAGCCCGUGUUCACUGGCGAAUCAGCUCUCGACAUAGUCCAGGCAGUGCUCGGCCGCAGAAUUCCCAAUGUCGCGACCGUACGGAUGGAUAUACCAGAUGUCAUUGGGCGGGUUAUCCAGAAAUGCACGGCCAAAAAUGUUGCUGACCGAUAUCACUCGGCCAGCGGGUUACGCCACGAUCUAAUCAGCAUUAAAGAGUACCUUGAAGAUGGCAACUCAAAAGCUCUCAAGGAAUUCAAAAUCGGCACGAGCGAUGUCUCAUCCUUCUUCAUGCUUCCGACUUCCAUGAUUGGUCGGCAAGAGGAAAAGGCCGCCGUUCUCAGGGUUAUCAACCGUGUUGCCAGGAGCCAUGCUGCCCUUCGUAAAGGCCCUACCAGCAGAUUCUCGGAUGGAGCUAGCCUUACCGAGAUGAUGGCAUUUGACGACAUCUCCAGCGAAGGCGGUGCCAGUUCAAUCGAUGGUCACAACCGCAGGAGCGGAUCGUUUGCCCAAACAAUAUCGUCCGAGACUAGAGCAACGAAGAACAACUUCUUCCCCACAGUUAUAUCAGAGACCAUGACCUUAUCAACUGAUACCACCUCUUCAUCCCAAUCUACUGCUGCCGCGUAUCCUAGAUUUACGAGGCCAUGGGAACGAUGGGAACGGCAUCAGUCUAUUUCCUUGGGUGCGUCUAGUCUGUCUCGGCAGCUUGGCUCGUCCAAAUUUCGACGUCAUGGGCACUGCGAAGUCAUCACUGUUGAGGGUGCCGGAGGCGUAGGAAAGAGCAUUUUCGUGCAGUCAGUGCUGGCUGACGCUCGGCGCAAUGGCUACUGCGCUACGGCCAAGUUCGACACUGCAAAGAGGGCGCCCUUUGGACCGUUGCUGAAGCUGUUGUCGUCGCUUUUCAAACAGGUGUGGGGCGAAAGGGAUACGAAUACUCAGUUUCACCAAGGCUUGAAGCAGUACAUUCGUCCGGUAUGGCCAAUGCUGCACAGAAUCUUGGGGCUGCCCGAGUUUCUACUUGGCCCACCCGACAUGAAUCUUGCACGGCCAAUCUCCUCGUCUCAGAGCUCAGCCUCGCGCAAGGAUAUCCGACCGGUGCUAAAGCGCAGAACAUCAUCCCCUGGAACCGAAUCUCCCGGACCAUUGCAGCGAAAUCUGGCGGGUGGCGGAUCCCAAUCGUCCCAAGACUACCUCCGUGCUGGAGCCUCGACCAAAAGCACGCGUCUGAUUAACACCAUCCUAGAUGUGCUCAGGGUUUUCACCACCCACAAAUUCAUCUGCUUUUCCGCUAGGAUGAAAAUGGUUGUCAUCGUGACUUACAGACCAGAAGAACUUUCACCUGCCAAGCUUCAGGCUGUUGUACAGCCGAUAGAAGUAGACGAAUACCCUCGCAGCUCACGGACGCAGGUAACGAGAAUCGUACUGAAUCCCCUUAUUAUUCAGUCCAAGACAGCCGGCAACCCGUUUUACAUGCGAGAGAUGCUCAGCGCCUGCCACAGGAAGAGGUGUAUCUGGUAUGAUUACCGCGACAGUCAAUGGCACUAUGACAUGGAUAGACUAUUCGCCCAGUUUCAGGGCGAGAAAGAUUACGACGUUUUGGAUACCGCAUUCAUUACCCACCGAUUGGGCGAAUUACCGUCAGCUGCUCGAGCGGUGCUUGCUUGGGCGGCUCUCCUUGGGGGCUCCUUUUCGUUUGAGCUGCUAUGUCGGCUCAUGAGUGGAGAGUUUGAGUACCAUGACGAAGACGAAUUUCUAGCCUGUCCGAACCAUGUCACCCAGCGCUCCUACACAGAGGGAGAGGCCAUUGCAGGCUUACAAGCAGCCAUCCAAGCUUAUAUCAUCGUGCCAACCGAGUCAGAUGACCGAUUUCGUUUCGCUCAUGAUCGAUACGUGCAGGCUUCUUCAGCUUUAAAGGAGUGCAAUGCCCGAAAAAUGCACUUCAUUAUUUCACAGACUCUACUAAAAUACUACGCGGUAGAGGCUAGGCAACGCGACAGCACUGCUUCGCACAUUUGUAAGGCCGUCGAAAUUAUCAAGCGCCGUGUACGCUGUCGUAGGGAGUUCCGCAAACUGCUGAUGGAGUGCGCACGAGGUGCGACUGAGAACGGGGCCAGGCCUACGGCGGCGAAAUACUACAGUGCUGCAGCCAGGCUCUUACAGGAUGAUCCAUGGUCUGACGAUGUUGAAGACGCAUCUUACGACGAGACAAUCCAGCUUUAUCUUCGGUCGGCGGAGUGCCAUCUAUACAUGGCCGAGGUGACCGCGGCUGGAGAACUCCUUUCCAUAAUCUUCGCCAACGCCAAAAGCCCGGUAGAUAAGGCGCCGGCAUAUGUCCUGCAGUCGCGGAUAUAUGCUCAGAGCGGCAAUUCGCCAGCGGCAUUGGUUUCUCUGAAGGAGUCAUUGGCCUUGCUCGGCGUCUCGCUCGACGACGAACCGACGUAUGAAAAAUGCGACGAGAAAUUUCACAAGAUUGUUGCGCAGAUACAAGAUAUAGAUCGACAAGAACUAAUCACCCACAAGAAAUCAAGCGAUCCCGACAUUGCAUCCAUCGGUGCUGUGCUUGCCGAGGUAACCAAUGCAGCCUGGUGGAGCGACCGCUUACAGUUUUAUCAUCUCAGCCUGGCCAUGUUUGAUAUCUACCACGAUCGAGGCUCGUUUCCACAAUCCGGAAUGGUGUUUCUCAACCUGUCCGUUAUAGCACUGGCGCGUUUCAACAUGGUUUCGUUUGCCAUAGAUCUUAGCAUGGUCUCUCAGGACCUGCUCUUCCAGGCCCGCGAUGCCUACUCAUUGGCACGCGGUGAAAUGCUACAUCAAUGCUUCGUUGGACACAUACACUGCUCCAUGUCGCUGGCUAUUUCCCAGAUGGAGGACGCAAUCGAACUGGCGUCUGUUGCCGGCGACAGGAUGUCGACAAUCCACAGCUAUGGAUUGGCUGCGCAAAUCAAAUUCUUUGCGAGCGAAAACUGCACCGAACUUGAAACGUUUUGCGAACUAGCCUGCGAGGAGAUUUUUAGAUGGGCUUGUGAUAGUAGAGGUGGAGUGAUGCUCAUUGCUGUCAGACAAGCUUGCCGAGCGCUGCAAGGCAAGACGCGCGUCCAUAGUGCUCUGGAGAUCAUGACGGACGAAAAGCACAAUAGCGCAUCGUACAAAAACUGGAUAGUGGAACGAACAGGAGGCAGCAGCCGCCCUAUGCUUUUCUAUGAAAGCUUUGAAAUCGUCGUACUCUUCUUAUAUGGUCACUACGAUCGAGCCAUUGAGAUUGGAGAAAGAUGUUUUGAUCAACUCGCCGAUCUGUGGUCAGCAAGGAAUACGAGGAUGAUUAUUUUCUUCUAUGGGUUGGCUCUUGCUGGUCGUCUGCUUCGACAAAUGCAGGACCCGCGCAGUCAACCUGGAGAUUUCACUGAAGAGAUCGCGCAGCUUGUUGAGAAGCUCACUGGAUUUUUGAAAAUGAUUAACGAUUGGGCGACGGUGUCCAAUGUGAACUACUUUUCAUGGGUGAAGCUUUUGGAAGCACAAAUGGCAGAAUUGUCCGACCACCAUGGCGAAAGUGUCCAGGGCUACGAAGAGGCUCUGGAUCAUGCUGCCGAGCAUGACUUUGUGCUCGAGGAAGCUCUGGGCAAUUAUCUCAUGGCAGGCUUCUUUAUCCGACGUAAAGCACGGCGAUCUGCUCGGGCUGCUCUUCUUGAUGCUUUGAGCUCGUUUAGACAAAUGGCAGCUUCUGGUGUCGCCCAUGCCAUUGAGGAUGCGCAUUCUCUUCUCUUACACGGACCAACUAGGAAUCACCGUGUGGCCGAUAUGGGAGUGCAGACCGAUUUCGUCACCGAUGCGCCGUCGGUUCAGUAUCGACCCGUGGAUGGAGAGGAUGAUGACGCGCUGACCCAGAUUCCUUCUAAUGCUUUGACUGAGUCCAAGGGGGAGCAGAUUGGGGCCUGGAGAAACUCAAUGCACAUGCAGACGGAAGACAGUGGCGGACUCCCUGCUCUCGAUAUGAUCGAUUUGCAUGCGAUCCUCAAGUCUUCACAAGUCAUCUCAUCACUGCUACAGGUGGAAGAGCUGCUUAAGACCAUGUGUGAUGUGGUUCUGCAGACUUGCGGCGGCUCAGCUACCAACGCUGCUAUUGUGGUUGAUACUGACAGCGAUGGCUGGUGUGUAGCUGCCAGCGGCGACCCGGAGAAGGGAGCUUCGGCGCACAAACCAGCCUUGCCCCUCGCGAGCACGCCUUUGAUUGCCGAGAACGUUGUACUGUAUUGUACGCGAUUCAUGGAAAGCGUCUUUAUACCGGACAUCGUUUCCGAUGAGAGAUUUGGCAACGUUAGCGAGUCUUGGAUGCAAAGGAAUCCGACAAGUAAGGCCAUCAUUGCCAUUCCGAUUCGUCAUGCGAACAAGCCGCUGCUAGGCGUCUUGUAUCUCGAAGGCGUCCCAGGAUCCUUUACAGACCGCAACGUGACUGUUCUUCAGCUUCUGGUUAACCAAAUUGGCAUCAGCUACUCCAACGCUCUGUCGAUAAAGAACCUUGAAAAGAUUUCGGCCGAAAACCUUUCCAUGUUGGAUGUGCAGAGGGCCGCGCUGAAGAAGGCUCUCGAGGCGGAGACGAAGGCGAAGAUUGCGGAAGCGGAGGCAAAGCGAAACGUCAAACUGGCCGAAGAGGCUGCCAAGGCUAAAUCCAUCUUCCUGGCCAACGUCUCACAUGAAUUGCGGACACCUUUGAACGGAGUCAUUGGAAACUCGGAGCUUCUACGCGACAGCGACCUGAAUAAGGACCAGCUUGAAAUGGCAGAUUCGAUUAGGGUUUCGGCUGACCUUUUGCUCACUGUUAUCAACGACAUUCUCGACUUUUCCAAGAUGGAGGCAGAUAAGAUGAAGCUUUACAAUAUCGCCUUUAAUCCAGAAGAGAUGGUUAGGGAAGUCGUCCGGGCAGUUUCCUAUAGCAACCGGGAGAAGGCGUCCAAAAGGAAUGUCAAUAUCAUCCAGGAUAUUAACCUGCCUUCCAUGCUGAUCUACGGCGACCCGAUCCGCCUUCACCAGGUCCUCGGGAACCUCAUUGGCAAUAGCUUGAAAUUUACAGAAGAUGGAUCCAUCACCAUUGGCGCUCGUCUAGACGAGGAAACCGAGGAGAGGGCAACCCUGACUUUUUGGGUCCGAGAUACGGGAAUCGGCAUUCCACCCCAGCAAUUGGCCAAGCUAUUUCAACCAUUCAGUCAGGCGGACGCCAGCACGGCCAGAAAGUAUGGUGGAAGUGGCCUGGGGCUGAGUAUUUGCAAAUCACUCAUCGAGAUCAUGAUGCAGGGCAAGAUUCAACUCGAGAGUGAAGAAAACCUCGGCACAACUGCCUGGUACACGGCCAGGUCUGCUGCAUUCGUGGAGCGAGCGGCCUCUCCGAACCCCUAUCUUGACCUGACCCGGGUUCCCAAGAAAGACAUUCGCAUUUGCGUGGCAGAAGACAAUCCCAUCAACCAGAAGAUUGCCAUUCAAUAUGUACAGCGUCUGGGAUACACCAGCGUUAGUGCAUAUGAGAAUGGUUUGAAAGCGGUAGAGGGUCUCCGCCAAAAGGCCAGAGAGGGUAUCCCUUACCAUAUUGUUCUCAUGGAUGUCCAGAUGCCAGUCCUUGACGGAUACGAGGCCACCAAGCUCAUCCGAAAUGACCCAAUCGACGAGGUGCGCAAAAUCCUCGUAAUUGCCAUGACAGCAUCAGCAAUUCAAGGCGACCGAGAGAAAUGUCUGGCUGCUGGUAUGAACGAUUACCUUGCAAAGCCCGUUCGUGCCGAGGUACUCAAGCGGAAGCUGGAUGCAUAUAUGAGCAAUUCCAGGCCGAGCCCUCCAUCUUCUACCCCUUCUCCUCCUAACGCGUUGACAUAUGCGAAUACGACGAAUGGAUAUACCAGUGAAACAAAUUCCAUCGUGCCAAAAUUGCCACCACCCCCGAGAAAGCCCCUUCCUAGUAGCGCGUCCAGCACAAGUUCUGAGCCGUUGAUUCGGAAACCGGUUCCUAUCAGGUCGGGGUCGGGUUCACUGCACGAGUCCCUAUUCGACGGGCCUCACAACUCGGAGGAUUUGGAGCACGAGCACCCUGGAAGUCCCAUCUUUGACGUCGAAGAGCUGGAAACUCCGUACAGGGAUGAUUCAGUUGCCAGCCAAGCUGAUACAAAGAGCCCCUCAACAAGCAGGACCUCGAGCGAUCAGGAAUUCUCCGAUUCUGGGGCAAGGAGAGGGUCUGGCCCUGGGCAGAACCACCAGCCUCGAAAACUGAACAAGAGUCGAGGGAACAGCACCACCACCACCGAGGUCAAGAUGGAAAAUGGUGUUCACGAGAAGGGGCCUGUCGUCAGAGAGGCCUAG
Molecule: messenger RNA, 7335 nt
Organism: Trichoderma breve
Lineage: Eukaryota; Fungi; Ascomycota; Sordariomycetes; Hypocreales; Hypocreaceae
Product: histidine kinase-, DNA gyrase b-, and HSP90-like ATPase domain-containing protein
Exons: 7
Coding region: 1-7335 (2444 amino acids)
Biological process (GO): phosphorelay signal transduction system; protein autophosphorylation
Molecular function (GO): phosphorelay sensor kinase activity; protein binding; histidine phosphotransfer kinase activity
Source: RefSeq, a predicted model, not a curated record